AUGGAGCCCAAGAGCCCCAACAAAUCCCAAACCCCAAAAUCCUCCUCCUCCUUUCCUGCAGCAGACCCAUACUCCACCACUUUCAGCGCCAACGGGAACAACUCCAGCUACAACUUCUCCUCCAAGUCAUCCACCUCCUCCAUCGGCUCCCUCAAGUCCCUCAAAUCUUCCCUCCCCGAAAAUCCCAUCAUCUACGACAUGUCUGAAAUCCGCUCCUCCACCGCAAACUUCCUCGCCCGCCGCCUCUCCUCCUCCUCCACAUCCUCCUCCUGGCGCUGCUCCCUCCGCGGCAAAGACGCCGUCGUUUUCCAGCGCAAGUCCCGCCUCCCCAUCUCCCUCGCCGACCUCCAACACCGCCUCGCCCAAAUCUCCAAAUCCAACCACACCAGCAUCAUCAAGCUCCUCGGCGCCUCCCUCUCCAGCGGCUACGUCUACCUCGUCUACGAAUUCGUCGCCGGCGCCACCCUCGCCGAUUGCCUACGGAACCCUAAGAACCCGAAUUACACCGUUUUGCCCACGUGGCUCUCCCGGAUGCAGGUCGCCACCGACCUCGCCCACGGCCUCGAUUACAUCCACCACAGCUUAGGCCUCAACUCCACCUUCGUCCACAACCACAUCAAAAGCUCCAGCAUCAUCGUCUCCGACCAGGAACAAGUCGUGCUCAACGCCAAGAUCUGCCAUUUCGGCACCGCGGAGCUCUGCGGCGAGAGCCACGCUCGGUCGACGAAGGUGGAGGGCACCAGAGGGUACAUGGCUCCCGAGUUUCAGCUCAGCGGGACCGUGACGCAGAAGUGCGAUGUCUAUGCCUUCGGGGUUGUGCUGCUGGAGCUGAUUUCAGGGGAGGAGCCAUUGAAGUACAUGAUGGAUGAAAAUGGCGGAGACGGAGUGUAUAGGAGGGUGAGUGCGAUCGAGACGGCGAGAGAGGCGAUAAGGAUCGGCUGCGGCGGGGUGAGGAGGUGGGUCGAUCGGAGGUUGAAGGACUCGUUUCCGAUGGACGUGGCGGAGAAGAUGGUGAUGUUGGCGUUGGAGUGCGUGGCGGAGGAUCCGGACAGGCGACCGGAUAUGGGUCGGGCUGCGGAUUUGGUAUCGAAGCUGUUUUUGGAGUCGCAGGGUUGGGCUGAGAAAAUGGGGGUGCCUGUUGACAUGUUCAUCACAAAUUGUGAAGUGGGAUUGGGGGAUGCUGUAUACUUGUAUAUUUGA
Molecule: messenger RNA, 1200 nt
Organism: Prunus armeniaca (apricot)
Lineage: Eukaryota; Viridiplantae; Streptophyta; Magnoliopsida; Rosales; Rosaceae
Source: the annotation of a GenBank genome assembly